This is a messenger RNA of Trichoderma reesei QM6a, 693 nucleotides long. RefSeq names its product tyrosine phosphatase-like protein. Bases 1 to 693 code for a protein of 230 amino acids. The transcript is spliced from 3 exons. Gene Ontology annotation, biological process: sphingolipid biosynthetic process; fatty acid elongation; very long-chain fatty acid biosynthetic process. Gene Ontology annotation, molecular function: 3-hydroxyacyl-CoA dehydratase activity. Lineage: Eukaryota; Fungi; Ascomycota; Sordariomycetes; Hypocreales; Hypocreaceae. The record is from RefSeq and is a predicted model, not a curated record. Gene Ontology annotation, cellular component: endoplasmic reticulum membrane.
AUGCCUCCCUCCACGACAGCAGCGCCCCAAAAGCCUGCUCCUCCAUCAUCCCCCAUCAAAACCGCCUACCUCAUCGCCUACAAUGCCCUCUCCGCCAUCGCAUGGGCCCUCGUCCUCCAGUCCACCGUCCUGACGCUCUUCGAGUCCGGCCCCGAAAUCGUCUACCUCACCACCGGCGAAUUCACAAAAUGGACACAAACCGCCGCCGCCAUGGAAAUCAUCCACUCCCUCUUAGGCAUCGUCCGCGCCCCCCUCCUCACAACCCUCAUGCAAGUCUCCUCCCGCUUCCUCCUCGUCUGGGGCGUCGUCCACCUCUACCCCUACCUCGCCAUCGAAGCCCCGACAUACUCCUCCAUGCUCAUCGCCUGGUCCGUCACCGAGGUCAUCCGCUACUCCUACUUUGCCCUCUCCCUCUCCGGCUUCACCCCGCGGCCCCUCACCUGGCUGCGCUACAACACCUUCUUCGUCCUCUACCCCAUUGGCAUCCUCAGCGAGUGCUCCCUCGUCUUCCUCGCCGCCGUCGGGCCCGCGGCCGCCGAGAAGGAGUACCCGCUUGCUUUGGCGCCGUAUGCGCUGUAUGCCAUUUUGAUCAUCUAUGUCCCGGGCGCUUACAUUCUCUACACGCACAUGAUGGCCCAGCGAAGAAAGGUUAUGCGAAGCUUAAAGGCAAAGGACGAGAAGGCGACGCAAUAG